Messenger RNA from Cydia amplana, 1650 nucleotides. It is a transcript of the gene CYP49A1, whose product is annotated as probable cytochrome P450 49a1. The transcript is spliced from 12 exons. The record is from RefSeq and is a predicted model, not a curated record. Lineage: Eukaryota; Metazoa; Arthropoda; Insecta; Lepidoptera; Tortricidae. Bases 10 to 1650 code for a protein of 546 amino acids. Gene Ontology annotation, molecular function: iron ion binding; heme binding; monooxygenase activity.
CAGUUGAAGAUGAGGAGUCAAAUCCGCGUGGCACAGUGGCCUAUCAAGAGCUACUGCCGGCAGGUCACCACCAGCGCCAGGCACCGACAAGCUACUGAAGGGCCUCUGGACAGUGCCAAACUACCACCUCGGCCAUGCCCAGUCCAAGGCCACCGUGCCCGGUCCACACACGCGGCCCUGGACACUUCAGUGUUCGAAACUGUGACCCCUUCGUCCAUCAGACCCUGGGAGGAGGUUCCUGGACCUAAACCUCUGCCGCUGGUGGGGAAUACUUGGCGAUUCGCGCCCUAUAUCGGUAACUACUCAGUGGAACACGUAGACAAAGUGUGCCUGUCACUCCGAGAGCAGUAUGGGAAGUGCGUCAAGAUAGCAGGUCUACUCGGCCGUCCGGAUAUGCUAUUCGUCUUUGAUGCUGGGGAAGUGGAACGGGUGUUUAGGUCUGAAGACGGAGCUCCUCACAGACCAUCGAUGCCUUCGUUGAAUUACUACAAGCACGUUUUGAGAAAAGACUUCUUUGGCGCCGAAGAAAAUUGCGCAGGAGUCAUUGCCGUGCACGGCGAUUCAUGGUCCGCGUUUCGCACAAAGGUCUCACGAGUUGCAUUGAGCACCAGUGCCGCCGCACAGUAUACGGUGGCGGUUAGUGAAGUAGCGGACUCCUUUAUAAACAGAUUGCGCGAAAUUAGGAAAGAGGACAACGAAACGUCAGAGGACUUUUUAAAUGAAGUUCACAAGUGGUCGUUAGAAUCCCUCGGUCUAAUCGCCCUGGACACCCGCCUGGGCUGCUUCCACGCCUCCUCCGGCUCAGAAAGCCAGCGUCUCAUCGACGCCGUCAACACUUUCUUCCUCUGCGUUGGACAACUAGAACUCAAGGCGCCCUGGUGGCGAUUGUGGAACACUCGCAUGUUCAAGGAAUACGUUAACGCUCUUGACACUAUCCUCAGUGUAACUCUAAGCCACGUGGAGAGAGCACUGGAGGAGAGCAGGGCCAGCUCGAGCAGGUCUCUGCUGCAGGAUUUGGUGGCUGCCGCCGGCACCAGGGUGGCUGCUGUGGCAGCCUUAGACAUGUUCCUAGUGGGGAUAGAUACGACCUCAAACGCGGUGGCGUCAACUCUCUACCAACUGUCGCUUAGGCCACAUGUGCAAGAGAAAAUCUACACUGAGGUCUCACAAGCGUUGCAGGGUAGAGACCUUAAGCCAGGAGACAUCAACCAGAUGCCGUACCUUAAAGCAUGCGUUAAGGAGGUAUUAAGAAUGUAUCCUGUAGUCAUCGGCAACGGACGACAACUAACUAAAGACACAGUUAUCUGCGGGUACAAUAUUCCAAAAGGGACUCAAGUGAUCUUCCAACACUACGUAAUGGGCAACAGCGAAGAAAACUUCACGAACGCAUCUGAGUUCCGCCCAGAGCGAUGGCUCAAGCGUUCCCCGCUGGACAAACACAACGCCUUCGCGUCGCUGCCGUUCGGCUUUGGCCGGCGCAUGUGUCUUGGCAGAAGGUUCGCUGAGCUGGAGAUACAUACCGUCAUUUGUAAGAUGGUGCAGGCGUUCAAAAUGGAAUACCACCAUGAGCCAUUGGACUACCACAUUCACCCUAUGUACACACCUAACGGACCUAUACGGAUCAAGCUUAUUGAUCGUGAAAGUAGUUAG